AUGCCCCCAUCGCGAGACGCUAUGGUUCAUCGUGGGGAUGAAGACGAGGUCUGCCCCGUCUGCAAAUCGUCACGAUAUUUGAACCCGGAUAUGCGCUUCCUGAUUAACCCUGAAUGUUAUCACAAGAUGUGUGAAUCCUGUGUCGACAGGAUAUUUUCGUCAGGGCCUGCAAAUUGCCCGGUGGCGGGUUGCCAUAAGACGCUUCGAAAGAAUAGAUUUCGAAAGCAAACGUUCGAAGAUAUUAACGUUGAAAGAGAGGUGGAUAUACGACGCAGAGUCAUGCUAGUACUCAACCGACGAGAAGAGGAGUUCGACUCGAAACGGGAUUACGAUAACUUCUUGGAGCAACGGGAGGAUAUCAUAUCGAACCUUGUCCACGGCGUCGAUGUCGCAAAAACCGAAGCUGACCUUCAAAGAUAUGCUUCGGACAAUAUGCGCUCCAUCCGCGCCAACCAAGCCCUCGAGGAGCAGGAAGCCUCAUCAUUCCAAGAAAGACAGAAUCAGGAGCAGGAACUGGCCCGUAUGCGCAGACAAGCGGCAAGGGAAGAGUACGAGAACGAGCGACGAGAGCUGCUGGCGGGUCGCGAGGAUGUCCUGGCCCGUCUGGCAGCCGGAAGACCAGGUGAUGCCGCGGCUAUUGCAAGGGAAGGCCAAAAGGUUCUGCUCAAGAAGUCUUCGGCUCGACGCAGUGAAGAGGACAGAAUCAGACAGAAACAGGCGGCUCUGCGUGGAACAGAUACAAAAAAGUCUGGCCAGGCUGUUGCGUCUGCGGUCGAUAUGGGUGGCUCAAGCCUUAUCAAAGGGCUCAGGAAGAUCAAGACGCCCGAACCAGAGAAGCCUUACGACCCCUUUGGCGGAAUGGUUCCCAACAAAAGAGAUUACUAUACGUUACAAGACUCCUACCCAUCCAGUUAUCUUGACCCUAUCCGACAGGAUACCCGGGUAUUGGCCGGUGGAUACGACCUUCGAGAAUACUACUCGCGCACCCUGCUCGAAGCCUUUGCCGGAUUGGGGUGCUUCAUUGAUGAGGAGGUUUCAAAGCGGGGUAUUUCGAGUUCCCUAAACGUUGGGAAGCCUGUUGCUACCCAGAGCGCAUCUCAAUGA
Messenger RNA from Aspergillus ochraceoroseus IBT 24754, 1104 nucleotides. RefSeq names its product TFIIH/NER complex subunit TFB3. Gene Ontology annotation, cellular component: transcription factor TFIIH holo complex. The transcript has 3 exons. Gene Ontology annotation, molecular function: cyclin-dependent protein serine/threonine kinase activator activity. Bases 1 to 1104 code for a protein of 367 amino acids. Gene Ontology annotation, biological process: positive regulation of cyclin-dependent protein serine/threonine kinase activity; nucleotide-excision repair; regulation of transcription by RNA polymerase II. The record is from RefSeq and is a predicted model, not a curated record. Lineage: Eukaryota; Fungi; Ascomycota; Eurotiomycetes; Eurotiales; Aspergillaceae.